This is a messenger RNA of Synchiropus splendidus (mandarinfish), 2301 nucleotides long. Its product is annotated as cilia- and flagella-associated protein 206-like. The coding region runs from base 112 to 1794 and encodes 560 amino acids. The record is from RefSeq and is a predicted model, not a curated record. Gene Ontology annotation, cellular component: ciliary basal body; axoneme. Gene Ontology annotation, biological process: regulation of cilium beat frequency; sperm axoneme assembly; regulation of flagellated sperm motility. NCBI's taxonomy places the organism in Eukaryota, Metazoa, Chordata, Actinopteri, Syngnathiformes, Callionymidae. The transcript has 11 exons.
GGACAAUGUAGGCACGUUUCAUCAAAGAUUAUAAAACCACUGCAGCCUGAUUGAAUUGGGAGAAACAGUCACCUUCAAAUUUCACAAUUGGCGAACAGUUGUGGUCGGUGGAUGGGGCCAUCACUCGCCAAAAUGAAAAUUGCUCCUACACUGAAUCCAUCUCUGGACACCAUCAAAAUGCAGAUCAAUUUCACAAGGAACUACAGAACCCGACGUGACUUCUUGGCAGCGAUCUGUGAAGCAAGAGAGUCCAGAGUGAGACCAGUGGGCUCAGAUAUCGCUGAAAGCAAAGCCAAAAGCAGCCAGGAGUUGUACGCUCUUUACCAUCAAAUCAUCACCUACAUCCUGCUGAGCUCUGGGGUGGACUCGCCGUCAGAUCACAUGGUACAAGAGGUUGCAGCUGCCUUGGACAGCAUCUUCCCCGCAGCCAACAUGGGCAAAUUCAUGAAGCUUUUGAGGAGUGAGAAGGAGCGGCAUCUGAAGGAGCUGGCCAUGGUGGUCACAGGGGUCUGGCUCUUCAACAGAGUCUGCGGGCAGGCUGAUGAGGAUGCCAGCAUUCGGGCGAUAAUUCCUUCCUGCCUCCAGAAUCCUCCAAGAGUCACGUGUGAAGAGAUUGAGGAGGAGCUGAACACUUGCCAGGCUCUGGUGUGGAAAUACACUGCAGUGUUGGAGAAGUUAGUGCACAGUGAGGAUGUGAAGGGCCUGUCUGAAGGUGGCGCUGCUCCUCUGCUGUUACUCAAACAGGCUCUUUACAACGCCAGACAGUAUGAGGGCUUCCUCAAGCUGCUGCUGACUGAUGCCCAAGUCAGUGAAAAACGUGUCAUGAACCUCCAGUCUGAGCUGUCAUCACACCUGACGCUGCUGAUAGAAGCUGUCCAGUCAAAGGAGCGCCUGCUAUCGGGGGCUGUUUUUCUGUUCUUAAAGAAGCUGUCAAAGCUCUGGUCUGAACUUCAGGAGGAGGCAGAGAUGGUCAACACACCUGGGGAGGUCAUGCUGGGGCUGCAGCCCUUCCUGUCCUCUGAGGCCCAGAUCUUCUCAGGGGCUGACUUUGACAAGCUGCUGGGAGGCUCUGUGGUUAAGACAGACGCUGAGAGAAUGACAGAAAGCACAGCUGACUGCAUUGAUCCAGAGGAGAUGGAGAACCAGGACUGGCUCCUGCCUGGAAGGACAGAAGGUUUCAAUGAGCUGCCACUGCAGUAUAAUGGAUUCUGUGGCUACACGCUGGUAAAAACUGGUGGUCUUCUACUUCCAGGGAAUCCACUUAUUGGGCUCCUCAGACAUAAGGGGAAGUUCUACAGUUUCUCUUCCAAAGAAGCUGCACUGAGCUUCUCCUGCAUGCCGGAUUACUUCGUUUCAAUGGUGGAAGAAGAAAGCAAACGCUACCCAGAACUGAUCAGACUCUUCAAACUCCACGAACAGUUCGUGAGCACCUAUUCAGAGCUUCGAACCAGUUUGGAUGCUCGGCCCAAAUGUGAGGUCAGCACACAGACCGACACGGAACCCAUGGAGACGUUCUCUGAUCAGUCAGUUGAGUGGAAUGAAUGGGAGCUGCGACGGGAAGCUGUUAAACUGACUGACCUUCGCACUGCAGUGACCCACUCGGCCCAGACCAACAUGAGCCAUGUCAGAAUAGAGAACUCGACACAAACUUGGCUCCCGAAGGACGAUGGUUGCCAGACCAGGACAGAUGGCGAGAGCAUCGUGCCCAGGCCUCAUGUCUAUGUGGGUGGCCUGAGAGGAAAGAGAGAAGGAGGAAUGGGGACAAUAAACCUGACCAGAGCUGUGGAUGAAUGAAUGAAGCGCACCCCUUCCACUUCUGUGGGGAAUAAGCCCAACUCAGCAAAUACAUACAUCUAUUGGCACAGAUGUCAUUUUAACAACAUCCGGUCUUGAGCUGAAUUGCCUUUCUCUCGCUUGCUGUCUUUCAUUUCUGUUGCUGAGUUUUCAGUUCCUGGACCUUCAUCUUCUUAUAUUCAGUUACUUCAGCCGCUGAGUCAGCGCUCUCCUCCAGUACUGCCCCUUCUUCAUCCACGUUAUGGCGAGCAUCAGCGUUGACUAGCUCCGGCGACAGUCAUAUUCUUUGCUCUCACCUUCCUCUUAAUGUUAUUGUCCUUGUUUGUUUUCGCUACCUUGUUGUUCCCUUGUGGUUGAUAAACUUCACACUCUGCUUUUUGGUCAUAUGUCACCCCUAAAAACUGUAAACUGAAAAAUGCAUUACACGACUAAUAUGUGAUUUUAAUUUCACUUUUAAGGCUUUAACUCCAGCUCUGGCCACAAGUAAAACAAUCAAUAAAAAAUCAA